This is a messenger RNA of Saccostrea cuccullata (small rock oyster), 1045 nucleotides long. RefSeq lists its product as uncharacterized. Lineage: Eukaryota; Metazoa; Mollusca; Bivalvia; Ostreida; Ostreidae. Bases 54 to 779 code for a protein of 241 amino acids. The transcript has 4 exons. The record is from RefSeq and is a predicted model, not a curated record.
AAAUCCAAUACUCAUUUUUUUUUCGAGAUCCUUGUUUAAUUCAAACAUACAACAUGGGUUCUGAAUCUGUUGCAUUAAUCUGUUGUCUUAGUUGUCUGUUGCUGCCGGGCCUCGUUUUACAGACAACGGGGUUUUUCUCGCCAUUUUGGAUCAAACAAAAUUCAACAACAGAUUGUUUCAGAGGAAUCUUUUUAACAGUGAAUUGCGAGGACACCAUUAAAGGACUUGGUACCACUAUUCUCGGUCUCCAAACUACUGCUCUUAUUGUUAUUGCACUGACGACAGCGGUCCUCCUGUACACCAUUUGCUGCAAUAAAGACGACGACGAAGACGAUGAUGAUGUGGGUUGCUGUACAAAAUGUGGAGUUUGUUUGUUAUGUCUAUAUCCUGUUGCAGGAAUCAUUGGUUUUGCUGGAUGUAUGGUUGUUAUCGCAGAUUAUAAAGACUAUGAAAAAGGCUGGGGACUUUACCUUUGCCUGGCAGCGUCAUGCUACGUGAUGCUUGAGACCAUAAUUUGCUGUUGUGCACUAUGUGUGUAUGCCAAGUCUGGAAAGGAAACAAAUCAUGGUAGUGGGCAAGACAACACUGGCUAUGCUGGACAGGAAGUUGUCUCUUAUGGCGGAUCAGGAAGCAGUUACGACAACCGCGCGAUAGCUAAUCCAGGAGCGGAAGGAAUCAUUUUUGGUCACGUGCAAGAGCACCACCAGAUGGAAAUAAGCAGUAGCGGGAGCAUUAUGAUCAGAAAGCUACAAAUUGCGAGAGUUCUCCAUAUCAGAUGAAUGCUAUUUCCAGUCAAAUGAUUUCAAUAUAAAAUUGACUGUGUUUAAAAAAUAUUAGAUAUGUUAGAACCGUUAUAGUAAAUAUUAACCUUUUAUGUACAUAUUUGAACAUUCUGUUUUGGAAUACCUUUAGUGCGAAGAACUCUUAUUUAAAAAGGUUCACAUUGUAACUGAUAAUCGAGUUAAACCCAGAGACCAUAAACGGAGGAAAAAAAUACCUUGCAAUUUUAUAAUACAUAUUUUAUUGAGAAAAAAAAUGCAGGUUU